AUGCAGCGGAAUAAGAAGGUAGAUUUGAAUGAAGUUUUAAAUGUUUUACGGCUUAUGAGCGAUGAAAAUUGCAAGAAUUUGCUAAAUGCCCCGAAUUUGCUCCGAAUUCUCCACACACCAGUGACCCAUUACGCCAACAAAUUGCUACACUUCCUCUCCACUAACUCUCUCUGUAUAUCUUCACUAAUGCGCCGGUACAAUCUAUCAAAACAAAUUGACACUAAUAUACAUGGAUAUACCAAAGACAACCUCGACAAACAGGGUUUGCCCUUUGAUUCACAUUUGGAAAGGGUUACUUUUAAUGUCACUGAUUUGUUUGAAUACUCUGCAGAGUUGGCCAAUGACAUUCUCACGACUUCCCAAGUCUUUAUACCCUUAAUUGAACAGGUUACGCACAUACUUUAUGCCAUACUUACUAAAACUGCGGAAGAUGCGGUUAUUUUUAAUUUAGGUGCCAUAGUUGAUGCCAUAAAAAUCCCAACAUUAACUACGAAUUUGACUAUGGCUCAGGCAUUAGUGUUAAUGAAUGGCACUAAAACCGUGCCAAAGGACUUAAACAUCACCAGGCCUUCGGAUAUAUACACUUUAUGUCAUCACAAGGAGGCGUUAUACGGCUGCAAAUAUAAGGGCGACGGAGAGAGGGGAAGUUUUCCGGGCGGUACUGACGAACAGAGUGGAGAAUGGACAGCUGAACUGAAUUUGAAUGCUUGCCAGUUGGAAAUAAAAUGUAGAUUUGUUGAUAUCCCUCCCACUUGUAAUAUUUGGGUAAAUUCGAUCAGGGAGAUUGGUCAUUCUAUGGUAGGCAGGUUUGUGCUAUUUUCUGCUAGAAUAAUUCGCGCAGGUGAUGUAAAGGUCUUUGAAUGUGAAAAAGAGUACAUUUGCAUCAAAUGCAAGUACAUUUUUAUCGUAAAAGCACUGCCUGAAACAUUCAAUCUCAUGGAUAUACCCUCAUCCUGCCCAAAAAAUAGCAGUAACGCCACCUUUUGCGACUCAACAACCUUUGUCCCCCUCAAAACGUACAAUAGAAGGGUUGAUUAUCAAGAACUUCGAGUUGACAACCCUUAUACAAUAUGUUCCAACAAAAAUGUUUCUCGGUACACAACAGUCGUGCUUACGCAUGACCUUAUUGGGAAAUGGAUCCCAGGAGAUAUAGUUCAGAUUGCUGGUUUCGUGAAGAAUCGCUGGAGACAGCUUAAAAAGGGGGAAAUUUGUCAGGUGGAGCUUUUUGUGGAGGCAAACAAUGUGGAAUUGGUGAAAAGCAAUUUAUCAAUUAUUACAGACAACACUAUGCUCAAUGUCAAUCAAUAUGAAGAAUUUAGGAGGGCAUAUAAUAAUGAUAUGAUUGCAAGGAGAAAUAAGAUUGUUAAAUAUUUUGCCCCGAACUUAAUAGGCAUAGAUAAUGCCAAAUUAGCAGUAUUACUAUCUGUUGUAGGUGGAGUAGACAAUGAUAAAAAGGAAAGAACUGAAACAAAUUCCAAAUGGGAUAAAUACGGCGUUAAUGACAAGUCUCAAUCCAAAAUAAUUAAAAAAUAUCUCAAUGAAAAUAUUUAUGAUGGAAAACGAACUAAUUGCCACAUUUUGUUGCUUGGAGAUUCGGGAACAGGAAAAUCACAACUUUUAAAGGCUGCUCUUGAACUAUCCAACAAAUCUGUUAUGGUCUCAGGAAGCAACUGCACCAGUGCUGGAUUGACAUGCUCCGUACUACGAGAAGGCUCAGAAACUCUCCUAGCCGCCGGUGCCCUAGUAUUGGCUAAUGGAGGAAUUUGCUGUAUUGACGAGUUUUCCCUGAUAAAACAACAUGAUGCGACGGCACUGCAUGAGGCAAUGGAACAACAGACAAUAUCUGUUGCUAAGGCGGGAGCUACGCUCAGUAUCCCGUGCCAAUGUACUAUAAUAGCUUCAUCCAAUUUUAAGGCAAAAAAGGGCACUUUUCUGGGGAAUACAUCCGAGAAUGGUGAUGUUGAGGAUUGUAUGUUGGAUACUGACUUACCUAUAUCGCUUCUUACUAGGUUUGACCUGGUAAUUCUCUUUACCAACGAAAAUGAUGAUGACAUGGUGGAUUUCCUCCUUUCACUAAAUAAAACGAGUGAUAUUUUGGCAGAAAACACUACAGUUAAUGCUGCGCCCUUUUCCUUGGGCUGGGUAAAGGGCUAUUUGGAAUGGGUAAGGGAGAAGAUCAAACCCAAAGUGACAAUUGAAGCUAAAAAAGUUUUAUUGAAUUACUACACAGAGCUAAGGAAAUCAUGUUAUAGUGAUAAUGAUGGUGUAACAAUUAGGAUCCUAGAGUCCCUAUUACGACUUUCACAGGCCCAUGCUAGAUUGCUGUAUAGGGAUACAGUUGAGGUGUUUGAUGCAGUGUGUGUUAUUUGGAUAAUGGAAAUUGGCCUGCGGGGGUUUAGGGUUAAUACUGUGACGCAAGGGUUAAAGAUAGUUGGUAGGCGGGGGCUGUUCAGCAACUUUGAACAAUUAUUCUCUCCAUUUCAGGCCAAGGUUUCUAACGGGAUAGUAUGCAGAGAAAUGUACCAGCAUUUUGAGCGGAUUCUACUGACCCGCUUAAACAUUGAAUAG
Babesia microti strain RI is the source of this 2568-nucleotide messenger RNA. Its product is annotated as MCM2/3/5 family. Gene Ontology annotation, cellular component: MCM complex; nucleus. Gene Ontology annotation, biological process: double-strand break repair via homologous recombination; DNA replication. Gene Ontology annotation, molecular function: single-stranded DNA binding; single-stranded DNA helicase activity; ATP binding. The transcript has 12 exons. Bases 1 to 2568 code for a protein of 855 amino acids. The record is from RefSeq and is a predicted model, not a curated record. NCBI's taxonomy places the organism in Eukaryota, Apicomplexa, Aconoidasida, Piroplasmida, Babesiidae.